ACAUUAGGACAGGGACGGUAGGUGCGUUGGUGCGCUUAUGCACCCCCCCCGCCCUCUUGAUUAAAAGAUCAAGAUUCGGAAAGCUGAUUUUAUUCAGUGUAACUGAGGGGGGGGGGAAGUAAAGUGAAGUUUUGAAUUCGUUUAUUUAGAAAUCGCCCUAAUUUAAUGGACAGACGCCAAGAAUUGCAGCCCAACGGCCGCUACCCGCGUUCAUUGUUUCGGCUGCAUAAUAAACAGAACGAGGUUGGUCCUGAAGGGCCGACGAGAACGUAGCCGUUUUUUUUUCCUGCGGCUUGUUCUAAUCUAUCUAAACCAUCCAACCAGGCAGCUGGGAGAACCGCGGAGUCCCAAAGCAGCGGCUGAAGCUAACGCCCUGUUGCAUUCCCAAGGGAGACUCCUCCGUCACCCUGAGGAGCGUGAGAGAGGCAAGACCCGGACGGCUGAAGGGAGGAGCCGAGCCAGAAAAGCUCGGCGUCGGAUUGGAAAAACUUGGAAAAACCGGAGGCGGGAAGGCCGGGAGUGGAGACUCAGCCUGGGAAGGAGGCGGGACCGAAGGAGGGAAUGCAGAUGUGGGCCAGCCUUAGUCCCCUCUUCCAGCCAGUCCGCGGGGGGAGGCUCGUCCGGGGAGCUUCUUCGGAGAAGCCCAGCUUUUUCUCCCUCGACUUCCAGCGGAGCACCCGAGGCGGUCCAAGGGUGCGCCGUGGAGCUGGUGGCGGGUUUCUCAACGACCAACUUCUUCUCCGGCAGUCUCCUUCCUGUGGCGUUCCUCGGCGUCCUCCGGUUCUCCCGCAUUUCUUCUAGAGGGGUUGGGAUAGUCCUCGGCAGCUGUCGGCUUUGCCCGGGUGAGGCGCUGUAGUGACCGGUUCUGGUCUGGAGGAGAAGGCGGCGUGCUCCUCCUGCAACCUCUCGGAGAAGGAUUACAUAGGCUGAAGUAUUUUGGUCUAACCCUGCCGCCGCCGUCACCCUCAGCAGCAGCCAUGGGACUGCAGCCUUUGGAGUUCAGCGAUUGCUACCUGGACAGCCCUUGGUUCCGGGAAAGGAUACGGGCUCACGAAGCGGAGCUGGAGAAAACCAACAAAUUCAUCAAAGAGCUGCUCAAGGAUGGCAAGACGCUGAUCGCCGCCACCAAGAAUCUUUCAGCUGCCCAAAGAAAGUUUGCUCGUUCACUGAGAGAUUUCAGGUUUGAAUGUAUUGGUGAGGCUGAAACAGAUGAUGAAAGAUACAUAGAUGCAUCCCUUCAUGAAUUCUCUAACUUUCUGAAAAAUUUAGAAGAACAAAGAGAAAUAAUGGCCCUAAGUGUAACUGAAACUCUUAUCAAGCCUCUGGAAAAAUUCAGAAAAGAACAACUGGGAGCAGUAAAGGAAGAAAAAAAGAGGUUUGAUAAAGAAACGGAAAAGAACUAUAGUUCACUGGAGAAACAUUUAAACAUGUCAGCUAAGAAGAAAGAAGUACAAAUAUUGGAGGCAGACUACCAAAUAGAGCAAAACAGAAAACAUUUCUAUGAACUGUUACUUGUAUAUGUGUGUAAACUUCAAGAGAUACAAGAAAGAAAGAAAUUUGAGUUUGUAGAACCUGUCUUGUCGUUUUUUCAGGGCAUGUUCACAUUCUACCAUCAAGGUUAUGAACUUGCCAAAGAUUUUAACCAUUACAAAAUGGAUCUGCAGAUCAAUAUCCAGAAUACAAGAACUCGUUUUGAGGGAACAAGAUCAGAAGUGGAAGACCUCAUGAACAAAAUCAAGCAAAAUCCAAAAAAACACAAAAGAGCAAAUCAAUUUGCAAUGGAAGGUUAUCUUUACGUGCAGGAAAAAAGACCUGCACCAUUUGGUUCCAGUUGGAUAAAACAUUAUUGCAUGUAUAAGAAGGAAUCAAAGAAGUUUACUAUGUUACCUUUUGAACACAGAUCAGGAGGAAAAAGUGGUGAAUUGGAAGUCUAUCUACUUCAGAACUGUACUAAAAGGAAUACUGAUUCUAUAGAUAGGCGAUUUUGUUUUGAUAUGGAAGUAAUAGAGAGACCUGGUACACCUUUCACCCUACAAGCAUUCUCAGAAGAGGACAGGAACAUGUGGUUUGAAGCCUUAGAUGGGAAGGAAACGGUGUUUCUCAAUUUGAACAAGGCUAAUACACAAAAAGAGGGAAGUGUGCAGCUAGAUAAGAUUGGAUUCACAAUUCUCAGAAAAUGCAUUAGUGCUAUUGAAAAAAGAGGUAUAAAUGAUCAAGGACUGUAUAGAGUUGUAGGGGUGAUCAAAGUCCAGAGACUACUGAAUUUGUUGAUGGGUAUAUGCAAAACAUGUGAUGAAGUUGAUUUGGAAAGUAAUACAGAAUGGGAAGUGAAGAAUACAAGUACAGUGAAACAAUACUUAAGGUACGAUUAAAUAUCCUGCCAAGAACCCUGAAUGACGUAUGAUUUACAUGGAGAGUUCAUCACUCCUGCUAAAAGUGGUAGCCCUGAAUCCCGUUUUAAAGUUAUCCAUUCCUUGGUUCAUAAACUUCGAAAGAACAAAGAAAUGCUUGAUAUUGUUGUGAAACACUUAGCAAAUGUAUCUGAUCAUGCUAAGAAAAAUCUUAUGACUGUGGCAAAUUUAGGAGUUGUAUUUGGACCAACAUUAAUGAGGCCACAAGAAGAAACAGUGGCUGGUCUUAUGGAUCUGAAAUUUCAGAAUAUUGUGGUAGAGAUCCUAAUUGAAAACCAUGAAAAGAUUUUCCACAUGCUGCCUGAUGCUUGUUUCCCUGAGCCUACCCUUGUGCCAAUCUCUCCUCCAAACGCCCCACCACGACAAUCAAGACGACAGGGGCAACGUAAUAAGAGGCCUGUUGCUGUAUAUAAUCUCUGUCUAGAACUGGAUGACAGUGACAAUCUUAGCCCUGCCAAAGAAUACACACGCUCAGGUAGCAUGGAUUCCCUGUCUUCUCAGUCUCCCACAACUGCUGCUCCUACCAGCCCCCAAGACACAGAGAAAAAUAAUCUCAUAACUGACAGUGGUAAUUCAUCCAGUGAGGUUCAUUCAUCAAUGGUUUCCUGGAUAAAUCUAAAGUCAACUACGGCACAAAGUCCAGUCACAACAAACCUAUCAUUUUUAUUUCCGUCCUCUGCUACAGAGACUGACAGACCAGUUGGAAGAAAAGCCAGGGCAGUAUAUCCAUGUGAAGCAGAGCAUAGUUCUGAGCUGUCUUUUCAAACCGGUGCAGUUUUUGAAGAUGUGCAUCUUUCACGAGAACCUGGCUGGUUAGAAGGAACUCUAAAUGGGAAGAGAGGACUCAUUCCACAAAACUAUGUCCAAUUUCUUUAGUUUUCUUCUGAAUGCUUGGAAGGUGUACAUGGUAUCCAUGGCUAUAGACAGAUAGACACUGUAUAUUGCUUUUCUUGGCUUCAGAAACUUUUAAUCAGUAAAAA
This is a messenger RNA of Thamnophis elegans (Western terrestrial garter snake), 3391 nucleotides long. It is a transcript of the gene ARHGAP10, whose product is annotated as Rho GTPase activating protein 10. The record is from RefSeq and is a predicted model, not a curated record. Gene Ontology annotation, cellular component: cytoplasm. Gene Ontology annotation, molecular function: GTPase activator activity; protein binding. NCBI's taxonomy places the organism in Eukaryota, Metazoa, Chordata, Lepidosauria, Squamata, Natricidae. Gene Ontology annotation, biological process: signal transduction.